GUAGCAACUUUUAUUAUGCAAAAAAUGCUUUUAGACAAUUGUGGCUUGGCUUACAUUUGUCAAACAUAUCAGCGAUUUGCCCAUGUUGCAACUGUCCUUGAAAAGAUGGUCUUUCAACUCGCUCAAGAGCCAUCUCUUCGUUUACUCAAACAUGUAAUUCGUUGUUAUCUCCGUCUUUCUGAUCAUCAAAAGGCUCGGGAAACUUUGAAGACCUGUUUGCCAACGCAUUUGUCCGAUGACACCUUUUCUAGUAUCCUCGAGCAGGAUAUGGCAACUAAGCGUUGGCUCACCCAACUACUUCGCCAUCUUCAGAUAACUCCUGCUCCUUCAACAGUCAUAGAUGGAAACCCAAUAAGCUCUUCAGCUAGUUCCGUCUCUACUGUCGUUGGAUCUGCCUCUUCAACUGGUGUAGCGGCAGAUAUUGUUGGUGUGAGAGGCUCGACUGAUUCUAUGGAUGCCUCUGGAUCUGGAGGGGUUUCUAUCACAGCUCUUGGCAACCCUGCCUCGUCUGAGUCCUCUGAUGUAAUUAAUAACUCGGGCUCAGCCGGAAAUGCGGGUCAGGCUGGUCCGGUUGGAAGUCUGGUCAUCUGUACUAGUUCUGGCAGUGGUAGCAUGUCUCAGCGUCUCCAUCUUUCUACUUCGGCAAGCACUGUUACAAGUCUAGCUAGUGCUGUGUCUGGAGGUUCGAAGUAG
Molecule: messenger RNA, 693 nt
Organism: Protopolystoma xenopodis
Lineage: Eukaryota; Metazoa; Platyhelminthes; Monogenea; Polystomatidea; Polystomatidae
Source: the annotation of a GenBank genome assembly